Molecule: messenger RNA, 591 nt
Organism: Glarea lozoyensis ATCC 20868
Lineage: Eukaryota; Fungi; Ascomycota; Leotiomycetes; Helotiales; Helotiaceae
Exons: 3
Coding region: 1-591 (196 amino acids)
Biological process (GO): sphingoid catabolic process
Cellular component (GO): endoplasmic reticulum
Source: RefSeq, a predicted model, not a curated record
AUGUCUCUCGACCUCGAGAAGCAGCUGUGUUUUUAUGGUGCUUACCAUCAUAAUCCGAUCAACAUCGCGAUACACAUGACAUGUGUUCCUAUGAUUCUUGCAGCCAGUCUACUCUUGGCAACAAACAGCCCAACAAUAAUCCCACUGCCAUCAUGGCUGACGAUUCCAAACCUACCCCUGAACCUGGGAACAAUUAGUGCCAUAUUAUACAGCGGUUUCUACAUCCUCCUGGAGCCCGUUGCAGGCACCAUCUUACUGCCGAUUAUAAUGGGUUGGACCGCAUACUCGAAUCAUCUGACAACAAUCUACGGCUCAAGUGUUAACACUAUUGGAAUUGCAGUGGAAAUCGUGGCUUGGGUUGCACAAUUCGUCGGCCAUGGCGCAUUUGAAGGUCGUGCGCCAGCUCUGUUGGACAACUUAACUCAGGCAUUGGUUCUCGCGCCAUUCUUUGUCUUCAUGGAAGUCCUAUUCAAGUUCGGAUACAGACCCGAAUUACAGAAGAGAGUAAAUGAUGCUGUGGAGAAGGAGAUCAAGAAGGUCAAGGCAGAGAAAGCUGCCAAAGCCGCUGUGAAGAAUGGCAAAGCCAACUGA